Molecule: messenger RNA, 1396 nt
Organism: Mytilus trossulus (common blue mussel)
Lineage: Eukaryota; Metazoa; Mollusca; Bivalvia; Mytilida; Mytilidae
Product: gastrin/cholecystokinin type B receptor-like
Exons: 2
Coding region: 176-1396 (406 amino acids)
Biological process (GO): G protein-coupled receptor signaling pathway; cellular response to hormone stimulus
Cellular component (GO): plasma membrane
Molecular function (GO): neuropeptide Y receptor activity; peptide binding
Source: RefSeq, a predicted model, not a curated record
AUUUUAUCGAAAAUAUAUUGAGUAAUUAUAUGUUUAUAGACUUUCUUCAUUUUCUUAUUGCGGGAGUGUUAUACUUGUCAUUUUUGUUUUAAUUAGAGCAAUCACCAACAGCAGAGGAAUGACUAUCGAUUGAAGUGAAGAUUUCACAAGUAUAAUAGUAAAGACAGCGGACACGAUGAACGUAUCGAUGCUUCCGGUCAAAAAUAUAACGCAACAAUUAUUUGACUAUAUUGGAGAUAAUAUUUCAGAAUUUCAAUUUUCGGCGGAUUUUGAUUAUGAGGAUAUUUUAAAAGAGUUUCCCGAACUUUUUGGAAAUAAAGGAAAAGACACUGGAACAUGGAGUCCCAUGACGAUAUCAUUGGCAGUGCUUUAUUCCAUUGCUUUUAUACUCGGAAUAACAGGAAAUAUUUUUGUAAUUGCUGUUGUUGCACAGUACAAACAUAUGCGAACUUUAACCAAUGUAUUCCUUGUGAAUUUGACGGUAGGAGAUUUACUUGUAGCUCUAAUAUGCAUUCCUAUUACUCUUGGAGAAUAUGUUUAUAAAGAGUAUAUAUUCGGAACAGUAAUGUGUAAACUUGCACCUUUCCUGCAGGGAUCCGCCGUGGCAGUAAGUGCUCUGAGCCUUUUAUUCAUUGGUAUAAAUAGAUACUUUGCUAUCCAUCGUCCACUCAAAGCUAAAAUUAUUUUUUCAAAAAGAAAAAUCUACUUAAUGUUGGUAUCAGUGUGGGUACUUUCAUUUUCGGCUUUUGUUCCUUUACUGGUGGUGAACCAUGUGCAGGUGACAGAUUUUUUGUCUUUUAAGAAACGUUCGUGUUCCGAAGGAUGGAUCCGAUUACAAUAUAAACAAAUUUACAAUGUAUUCAUAUUUGUUUUGUUGUUUUGUAUUCCACUUUUUGUGAUGGUUUUAGCCUAUACAAGAAUAGGCAUGACAUUAUGGGGAGACGAAGGGAAAGUUUUUAUAGAAACAUCACGGGGACAUAGCUAUCAAGCUGAACGGAUUCUACGUCAAAGACGUCGGACUGUUAAAAUGUUGAUUGCCGUAGUUAGUAUAUUUUGUAUUUGUUGGCUGCCAUAUUACAUCGUGAACAUUUGGAUUGACACAAAUUUAAGCGACAUGAGUUCUACAGGCUUUGUGACAACGUAUAUUUACCCGGUGCUACAGGUCCUUGGAUUAUCAAACUCUGUUGUAAACCCGGUGUGCUACUGUUUCAUGAGUACCGGGUUUAGAAAGGCAUUCCUAAAGCUUUGUUGUAAACGUCAACUCAUAAAAAGAGGUUCGAACGCUUUGUUAACUAUUAGAUUCAGAUCUAGUGAGGAUAGUCCUAUCGAUAGUUUGGAAACGGCGAUAUCACGUGACCAUCAUGAUCAUGUGAUAACAGGUACAAUAAAAUCAUAA